UCUAUGUUGUUAAUAGAAUUUCACAACACCAAGAAGUGUAAUUUAGCUGGUAAAAGAUAGAAUUAUUUGAAAGAAUAUAAAUGCGAGUAGUCAACCUAAAACGGCGAGCACUCAAAUGGGAAUGCGAGAACAGACAACAAAGCCGGAAAAAAUACAGAAGACGAUGAAAUAUAGUGGUUCAGUCAGAUUUUGUUCUGCUUAGUCCACUGUAGCAAGGGAUUCGUAGGUCCAUUUUCACGGCGGAUCACCCCUUUAUAUACAAAGCAGGUGCCCAAUCGGUUACAUGAGGAUCACAUUUAUUGUUAAUCCAUUAUUUACACAUUAAAUUGUCAUAAUUAAACUCAGACAACGUUAACAUUAAUAAAUAUAUGACAGUUACUGAACUCAUCAACGUAUGCGUCCUUCGCAUCUGCGAGUUGACCGUUCGUGUUCCGUCUGUUGAGUUCGUAGGGUCGCACGUACGUUUGGAACGUCUGCGUCCUUAGGUGAUCGCUCGUUACAGACGUCGCAUGCUGAAGUUGGUAGCAUCUGGACAUGCGAACUUACAUUGGUCCGUUAGGGCUAUUGGGUCAUUGGGACCAAAACUGCAUCAUAGGGCAUUGGCCUCUAUACUAACCGCGGAGGUAUAGAGGGAGGCACUCGCACAUGUUCUGACAUAUGCGAGUUGGGUCUACCCUGUAUGAUGAGGAUUACGGUUAUGCGGUGUGAAUUAAGUCGCAUCCGCGAUACCUCGCUGGUUUUAUCCUGGGCGAGGUCUAAACUUCGAGAAGCCUCUCCUGGACAUUUCAGCCUUCACUGGAAGUCUGGAUACACGUGUCCUUCAAGGAGGGGUCUGGUCUCGAGUUUCUAGGUGAGAGAAAUCUCACUAUAACACAUGCCCCUAGUUUCGCGAUGUGACUUGAGCGGUCACUGAGGGAAACUACUGCUCGAGAGACAGGUGAAAGGUUGUCACGAGGAGGUGACCUUUUGGUUGUCCCAUCGAGGGUUUCGAAAAAUGACGGCUGUAAUGAUUAAUUUUCAUUAUCUCUAGGAUGCCACGUCACGAAACUCUUCGGUUUUCGUGUAGGCGUGGCCAUAGCUGGCCGUUAGAUUGGGCGACUUUAGGCAUUCUGGUUGCCACGUGUCACAAUCCCAAUAAAUAAGGGAUAUGGGUAUUUAAACGCUUUGAUACGAAUCAAAUAUCCCAUUUUUCCCUCCUUUCUCUUAACUUCUCCCCAGUAUAUACACCCCAGAAAAAAGAAAUCCAUUCCAACUUUUCUGUCAUUUUCCACAGCAUUUUCAUUCUCAGAAGUGAUCGAGAACAACCGCAGGAAUCGAAACUAAAGAUAGACCAGCUCGACCAACGCUUAGCGCGAAUAAGAAGGGGGUAGCUGAAAUUCUUGGGAGUCUUCCGGUACAAGAUCGCGACUGGCGAUUGCUGUGUACGACUGCCAAAUUGCGAGAACACAAACUGAUCCCCGAGAACGCGAGUCUUCAACGGGAGCCAGUAUAUAAAGAACCAUCUGAGAGACAGCAGGAGCGGAUAGAUAAACGGCUUUCCAAGCAAACUCCUCGAGAAACUUCAGGUAACUCGUCCUUUUGCUAUAACGUGAUGGGUAGAGUCGUGAUUUUUACUUAUCUGUCUUUUAUGCUUGUAGACAUGACUUUCCUGAAGUCUGCCCCUGUCCUGAAGAUCAAGCAAAAGGGUGGGACACCGGCAUCUUCACCAGUCGUCGCCCAGAAGAGGAAGAGCGAUGUGAUGACUUCGCUCGCUGCAGAUUCCUCCAAGAAGUUGGCCAAGACCACUCAGGAUAAGGGGAAGAAGGUUGUCAUUGAUUCUCCGGUUCGCCCUCGCGACUUCCUGGCCAUGCAGGAAAAAUUACUGGCCGAGAUUCCUUAUGAGGAACUUGUUUCUCGAUCUACUGAACUGGCCGUACAAUCUGUGGCUUUGUUUAUGAAAGCCGCGGCCACGCCUUCGAAGGAAACUGACUCGCUGAAGAGGCAGAACGCCCAUUUUCAGGAAAACAUAAAGAGGCUGAAGCAGGAGGUGGCCAAGAUGGAGGAACUUCACAAGGAGCUCGAGGAAGUCAACAGGGCCAAAGAACAGUUGGAGCUCGAGCUCAAGAAGUCGCAGGACACGAUCGCUGAGAUGGCUCGCGACUUGGAGGCUGAGAAAGAGAGUGGGAAAAAACAGUAUGAUCAGGCUGUGUCUGAUUACAUUUAUACUACUCUCUCCAAGGUCCCUGACUUCGACUUCUCGCUGCUUGGAGAUGAAGCUGCUGAAAUGGCUGAAGCCUUUCGCUCGAUGUCUCCUACCCGGACUCAAGGCAACCUUCCAGAUGAAAUCGAGGGACCGGCAGGCUGAGGAGGUCGAGAAUGAAGUUGUGAGCAAGAUCGUGGAUGAGGCUGCUCCUGAUGAGACUACUCCCGCUGCUUGAUUAUUUUCUAUCUUAGUUUCACUCUUUUUUUUUAUAUAUGCGGUACACGGGUACUCGCACUUUUGUACUUAAAGAAUUUUAUCUUACUUUUUGGACAAAUUUCUAUCCUCGCGGGGAUAGUAUGCAUUUUAAUAUUUACGCAGUACAUGGGUACUUGCGAUUUUAUUUUCAACUUUGAUCACAACUUGGUGUGACCGCGAUUAUAUAUAUAUAUGCGACUUUAAUUACA
Molecule: messenger RNA, 2646 nt
Organism: Cannabis sativa
Lineage: Eukaryota; Viridiplantae; Streptophyta; Magnoliopsida; Rosales; Cannabaceae
Exons: 2
Coding region: 1592-2344 (250 amino acids)
Source: RefSeq, a predicted model, not a curated record